GUCAAGAUGGGUCUCUACCGCAUCCGCGUGUCCACCGGCUCCUCGCUGUGCGCGGGCUCCAACAACCGGGUGCAGCUGUGGCUGGUGGGCGAGCACGGGGAGGCGGCGAUCAGGACGAGCGUGAGGCCGGCGCGAGGCCAGGAGACGGAAUUCAAGGCGGACGUGCAGGAGUACCUGGGGCGCCUGCUGUUCGUCAAAGUGCACAAGCGGCACUUCCUCCAGGACGACGCCUGGUUCUGCAACUGGAUCUGCGUGCAGGGCCCCGGGGCCGGCGGGGACGAGUUCAGGUUCCCGUGCUACCGCUGGGUGGAGGGCAGUGGCGUCCUGAGCCUCCCCGAGGGCACUGGCAGGACCGUGGGAGACGACCCUCAGGGCCUGUUCAAGCAGCACAGGGAGCAGGAGCUGGAAGAGAGGAAGAAGCUGUAUCGAUGGGGCAACUGGAAAGAUGGGCUAAUCCUGAAUGUGGCCGGGGCCACCAUCAAUGACCUCCCUGUAGACGAGCGGUUUCUGGAAGACAAGAGGAUUGAUUUUGAAGCCUCGCUGGCUAAGGGGCUGGCAGACCUGGCCAUCAAAGACUCUUUAAAUGUUCUGACUUGCUGGAAUGAUCUGGAUGACUUCAACCGGAUUUUCUGGUGUGGCCAGAGUAAACUGGCUGUAAAGGUCCGUGACUCCUGGCGAGAGGACGCCUUAUUUGGGUACCAGUUCCUCAAUGGCACUAACCCCAUGCUGCUGAGGCGCUCGAAGCAGCUUCCCGCCCGCCUGAUGUUCCCCCCGGGGAUGGAGGAGCUGAAGGUCCAGCUGGAGACGGAGCUCCAGAGAGGCACUCUGUUCGAGGUGGACUUCUCGCUUCUGGAUGGGAUCAAGGCCAAUGUCAUCUUGUGCAGCCAGCAGCACCUGGCCGCCCCUCUGGUCAUGCUGAAGCUGCAGCCUGAUGGGAAACUCCUGCCCAUGGCCAUCCAGCUCCAGCUGCCCCACGUGGGGUCCCCUCCACCGCCGCUUUUCCUGCCCACGGAUCCCCCAAUGGCCUGGCUGCUGGCCAAGUGCUGGGUCCGCAGCUCCGACUUCCAGAUGCACGAGCUGCAGUCCCACCUUCUGCGGGGACACUUGAUGGCCGAGGUCAUCACUGUGGCCACCAUGAGGUGCCUUCCCUCCAUACACCCUGUCUUCAAGCUCAUCAUUCCCCACCUGCGUUACACCUUGGAAAUUAACGUCCGGGCCCGGAACGGGCUCAUCUCUGACAUGGGAGUCUUCGACCAGGUGGUGAGCACGGGUGGUGGAGGCCACGUGGAGCUGCUCAAGCGGGCGGGCGCCUUCCUCACCUACCGCUCCUUCUGCCCCCCCGACGACCUGGCCGACCGGGGGCUCCUGGGAGUGCAGUCGUCCUUCUAUGCCCAAGACGCCCUGCGGCUCUGGGAAAUCCUCGCUCGCUACGUGCAGGGUAUCGUGCAUCUCCACUACAAGACGGACGAGGCCGUGAGGGACGAUCUGGAGCUGCAGUCCUGGUGUCGGGAGAUCACGGAGGUCGGGCUGCUUGGGGCCCAGGACCGAGGCUUCCCCAACUCCCUGCAGUCCCGGGACCAGAUGAGCCGCUUUCUCACCAUGUGCAUAUUUACCUGCACCGGCCAGCACUCCUCCACGCACCUGGGCCAGCUGGACUGGUACUCCUGGGUCCCUAACGCGCCCUGCACCAUGCGGAUGCCCCCGCCGACCACCAAAGACGUGACCCUGCAGACAGUGAUGGCAACACUGCCCAGCUUCCAUCAGGCCUCCCUGCAGAUGUCCAUCGUCUGGCAGCUGGGCCGACGCCAGCCCAUGAUGGUGGCUCUGGGCCAGCACCAGGUGGAGUAUUUUUCGGGUCCCGGACCCAAGGCUGUGCUGAAGAAGUUCAGGGAGGAGCUGGCUGUCCUGGAGAAGGAAAUCAAGACCCGGAAUGAAAAGCUGGACAUGCCUUAUGAGUACCUGCUGCCCAGCCUGGUGGAAAACAGCGUGGCCAUCUGAGUGCCACCUCCCCCCUCUCCCAAGCCACGCGCCACCCCUUGGUGC
Messenger RNA from Lontra canadensis (Northern American river otter), 2043 nucleotides. It is a transcript of the gene ALOX15, whose product is annotated as arachidonate 15-lipoxygenase. Lineage: Eukaryota; Metazoa; Chordata; Mammalia; Carnivora; Mustelidae. Gene Ontology annotation, cellular component: cytosol; plasma membrane. The record is from RefSeq and is a predicted model, not a curated record. Gene Ontology annotation, molecular function: iron ion binding; arachidonate 12(S)-lipoxygenase activity; protein binding. The coding region runs from base 7 to 1998 and encodes 663 amino acids. Gene Ontology annotation, biological process: linoleic acid metabolic process; lipid oxidation. The transcript is spliced from 14 exons.